Molecule: messenger RNA, 2484 nt
Organism: Puccinia graminis f. sp. tritici CRL 75-36-700-3
Lineage: Eukaryota; Fungi; Basidiomycota; Pucciniomycetes; Pucciniales; Pucciniaceae
Product: V-type proton ATPase catalytic subunit A
Exons: 11
Coding region: 97-1962 (621 amino acids)
Biological process (GO): ATP metabolic process; proton transmembrane transport
Cellular component (GO): proton-transporting V-type ATPase, V1 domain; fungal-type vacuole membrane
Molecular function (GO): ATP hydrolysis activity; ATP binding; proton-transporting ATPase activity, rotational mechanism
Source: RefSeq, a predicted model, not a curated record
UUCGACUUCUCUCAUCUUCACUACUUCAUCACUACCUCAUCUCAUUCAACAACCCUUUCUUUCGUCACUUCAAGUAGAUACAUCGUACAAGACAAGAUGGCCGGUGGCAUGGAAAGAGCUAAGAAGGAGACGAUCAAGAUCGAAUCAGAAGAGCGUGAAUCGAAGUUUGGAUCCGUCUUCUCAGUCUCUGGUCCGGUAGUCGUUGCCGAGCGGAUGGCUGGCGCUGCCAUGUACGAGUUGGUCCGUGUUGGACACGACGAACUGAUCGGUGAGAUCAUCAGGAUCGAUGGCGAUAGGGCUACCAUUCAAGUUUAUGAGGAAACCAGUGGGAUGACCAUUGGUGAUCCUGUCCUUCGUACCGGGAAACCUCUAAGUGUCGAGCUCGGUCCCGGUCUCAUGUCGAAUAUCUACGAUGGCAUCCAGAGACCAUUAAAGUCAAUCUCUGAACUCUCUAAUUCGAUUUAUAUUCCUCGUGGUAUCAACACUCAAGCACUCGACCGAUCCCGUCAAUGGGAAUUCACACCGACUAACUAUCGAGUCGGUGAUCAUCUGAGCGGUGGUGAUAUCUAUGGUACCGUAUACGAAAACUCCUUAGUCUCAGCUCAUAAGAUUAUGCUUCCCCCAAGAGCAAUGGGUACUAUCACUCAUAUUGUCGAGAAAGGCUCUUACUCGGUCGAUGAUGUCAUUUUGGAGACUGAGUUCGAAGGCAAGAAGACCACACACACCAUGUGUCAACUAUGGCCCGUUCGAGCGCCAAGACCGGUGGCCGAAAAACUGACUGCCGACUAUCCCCUCUUGACCGGCCAGCGGGUUCUCGACUCCCUUUUUCCGUGCGUCCAAGGUGGUACGACAGCCAUUCCUGGUGCUUUUGGAUGUGGUAAAACAGUGAUCUCACAGGCCGUUUCCAAAUUCUCAAACUCCGACAUUAUCAUUUACGUGGGUUGUGGAGAACGUGGUAAUGAGAUGGCCGAAGUACUGAUGGAAUUUCCAGAACUUACGAUGGAUUUCAAUGGGACGGAAGAACCGAUCAUGAAGCGUACCACCCUUGUUGCCAAUACCUCCAACAUGCCCGUCGCCGCUCGAGAGGCUUCUAUUUACACCGGAAUCACACUUUCCGAGUAUUACAGAGAUAUGGGCAUGAAUAUUGCGAUGAUGGCUGAUUCUACCUCCCGUUGGGCUGAGGCACUCCGAGAAAUCUCGGGUCGACUGGCUGAAAUGCCUGCGGAUUCUGGUUAUCCUGCCUACCUGGGUACCAAGCUUGCCAGUUUUUACGAACGAGCUGGCAAAACUAAAUGUCUUGGAAACCCAGAGCGAUUUGGAACGGUAUCCAUCAUUGGAGCUGUAUCGCCCCCUGGUGGUGACUUUUCAGACCCCGUCACCUUCCAAACCUUGGGGAUUGUCCAAGUCUUCUGGGGAUUAGACAAAAAACUGGCCCAGCGGAAGCAUUUCCCUUCGGUCAACUGGAAUUUAUCUUAUUCAAAAUAUAUGUCGGUUCUCCAACCCUGGUAUGCUAAAACUGAACCCGAGUUUGUAAACUUCAGGAGCAAAGCGAAGGACGUGCUCCAGAAGGAAGAUGAGCUAGCUGAGAUUGUCCAGCUGGUUGGGAAGAGUGCGCUAGGAGAGGGCGACAAAGUGACUUUGGACGUGGCUCGGCUUAUCAAAGACGAUUACUUGCAACAAAAUGGAAUGAGCAGCUACGAUCGGUACUGUCCAUUUUACAAAACCAAUGCGAUGCUUAAGAACUUGAUGACUUACUACACCUGUGCCCAGAAGGCUGUCGAGUCCAACGUGGGUGGCAAGAAUCUGACUUGGGCGAAAGUUCGAGACGCCACAAGCGAUGAGUGGUAUCGAUUGAGUCAGAUGAAAUUUGAGGAUCCUAAAGAUGGUGAAGAGACUCUGCUUAAGAGGUUCCAUCAACUCUGCGAUGACAUCACCAAGAAAUUUGAAAGCUUGGCCGACUGAUUUAAAUAUGGAUGAUCAUCAAGCUUGUCAUCCAUGUAUCUAAACGCAAACAGGUCCGUGGCAUUAUGAGCAUUGGUUGACAAUGCAAGCAUCCUGCUAAAAAAACCAAUUUAGGAUUUUUCUCCAUCUUCUACUCUCCACAAGGUUUUCCAUAGUUUUUUGUUGUAUCCUAUAUUUUGUCUCCUUUAUUUUCCUGGGUUGAAUUCUGACUGAAAGAUUUGAAAAACCCCAGUUGUGUCCUCCUGUGUCUUUGUUUUUGUUUCAUUCUUUUUUUUAUCCUUAGCAUCAAUUAGAAAAAAAUCAUCAAUGUUUUCUUUUCUCUAAUUUCCAAAUAUUAUUUUUUUUGACUGUUUUUAGUUGAAUCAAGUUCACAUUUUACUUCUCAUUUUUACCCACUGGUAAUACUUUACUAGUUCUUUCUCAAAAUGUAUGUUUUUGAGAUUAUCUGGUACCAAAACAUAACCUUUCAUAAACAGCUCUUGGACAUCUUUCUAAUGAAUUCUGAAUUUAUAAACAUACUGG